Messenger RNA from Oryctolagus cuniculus (rabbit), 1348 nucleotides. It is a transcript of the gene CPPED1, whose product is annotated as calcineurin like phosphoesterase domain containing 1. Gene Ontology annotation, molecular function: hydrolase activity. The record is from RefSeq and is a predicted model, not a curated record. NCBI's taxonomy places the organism in Eukaryota, Metazoa, Chordata, Mammalia, Lagomorpha, Leporidae.
CCCCGCCCCGCGCAGAGGGCACCGCCCUGAGCGGGGUCCGGCCGGGCAGUUGGGCGGUGUGGACUUCGUGCCGUUGCCUCCCGCGCGGCGUGCUCAGGCGACGCCGGAAACCCGCUCGCCAUGUCGGCUGCGGAGGCGGAGGGUGUUUUCCACAGAGCCCGGGGCAGGACCCUGGACGCGUUUCCUGCAGAGAAAGAAAAGGAAUGGCAAGGCCCGUUCUACUUCCUGCAAGGUGCAGACCCGCAGUUUGGGCUGAUGAAGGCCUGGUCCACCGGGAACUGUGACAGCGGCGGUGACGAGUGGGGACAGGAGCUCCGUCUCACUGAGCAAGCCGUCCAGGCCAUCAACAGGCUGGACCCCAAGCCCAAGUUCUUUGUGCUGUGCGGAGACCUCGUCCACGCCAUGCCGGGCAUGCCCUGGCGGAAGGAGCAGACGCGGGACCUGCAGCGGGUGCUCCGGCAGCUGGACAGAGACAUCCCGCUGGUCUUCGUCAGCGGCAACCAUGACGUGGGCAACGUCCCCACGGCGGAGACCAUCGAGGAGUUCCGCCAGACCUGGGGAGACGACUACUUCAGCUUCUGGGUUGGGGGCGUCCUGUUCCUGGUCCUCAACUCCCAGUUCCUGUUCGACGCGUCCCAGUGCCCGGCCCUGAAGCAGGCCCAGGACCGGUGGCUGGAGCAGCAGCUGAGCGUCGCCGGGCAGCGGAGGUGCCGCCACGCCAUCGUCUUCCAGCACAUCCCACUGUUCCUGCAGAGCAUGGACGAGGACGACGACUACUUCAACCUCACCAAGCCCGUGCGGCAGGAGAUGGCCGACAAGUUCACUGAAGCAGGCAUCACAGCCGUGUUCGCCGGCCACUACCACAGGAACGCCGGGGGCACCUACCGGGACCUGGACAUGGUGGUGUCGUCGGCCAUCGGCUGCCAGCUGGGCAGGGACACCCACGGGCUCCGGGUCGUGGUGGUCACCGCAGAGAGCGUGGUUCACCAAUACCGCAGUCUGGACGAGCUGAGCGAGAAGGGGAUAGGAGACGAGCUCAUGGAUCUGUUGAAGAAGAAAUGACGGCCACGUGUGAGCUGCGUGCGCCUCUCUAACAUGGUUCCGUGUUUUGCCAGGUACACCAGUGCCCGCGGCCCCUUCCUGGAAUCUAAAAGCAGCCUGGGCAGGUUUUCAUUUCCUGUCGUGCGGCAUCAGCAGAGAACUGGGUCCUCAGACCCAUUCGAAACAGCACCGCCCGCCCUCUGUGAAGCCAGGAGGGCACCCAGGAGCAGGUGUUUUUUAGGAAAAUGCUGUCAGGCUGUCUCUGCCUGGGUGUUUGAAUAAAUUUACCUAAUGCUGUGUUUCUCCA